Molecule: messenger RNA, 2058 nt
Organism: Cyprinus carpio (common carp)
Lineage: Eukaryota; Metazoa; Chordata; Actinopteri; Cypriniformes; Cyprinidae
Gene: arl13b
Product: ARF like GTPase 13B
Biological process (GO): non-motile cilium assembly; receptor localization to non-motile cilium
Cellular component (GO): ciliary membrane; non-motile cilium; motile cilium
Molecular function (GO): GTP binding; GTPase activity
Source: RefSeq, a predicted model, not a curated record
CAAAGCGGACAACUAGCGAGCUAACCGUUAUGCCAAUAAUUAUUUUCCACCGCAAAAAAAACGUUCUAAAAUUGAGAGUAAAGCAUCUGCGGGGACAGUUUCAAAACGGUAUACAUAGUUAUUAUCUAAUGACAUGUUCUUUCUAAUGACAUGAUACGUAAUUUAACAGUUUCAUGGAUCGUAUGUAACGUUAGCUAACCAGUAGCUAACUGGUUAGCCUUUCAGUGAGGCUGCAGUGAUUCGGGUAAGUUAGCAACGUUACUGAGCAAAAUGAAACUAAACUGUAUGGUUGCAAUUGUAAGUGAUCGUCUGCCAAUUAGAGGAUGUGACAUUUUUUAGUUUAUAUCAUCCCUUAAUUCUCUACUACAAAACAUAAAAGGUCUGUAAUCAAAUCUUUACGAGUAACGUAACUCGGAUAGGCAGAUAAAAGCGUGCUAGUAGAUAACGGGUUGAUUGAAAAACACGAAGAAAAUCAGUCAGGAACGUCAGAAAUCAGAACGGCUGUCAUGAAAUAAUAAAUCCCAGUUCAAGCACUUGGGGGGGAAAUGUUCAAUCUGAUGGCGAACUGCUGCAACUGGUUGAAACGAUGGAGAGAACCUGCAAGGAAGGUGACAUUAUUAAUGGUUGGACUGGACAAUGCUGGAAAAACAGCUACUGUCAGAGGAAUCCAGGGAGAAAGUCCUCUAGAUGUAGCACCUACAGUGGGCUUCUCAAAGGUGGACCUUAAGCAGGGAAAGUUUGAGGUCACAAUCUUCGACCUGGGUGGCGGGAAGCGUAUCCGCGGCAUAUGGAAAAACUACUACUCUGAGUCUUACGGAGUGGUGUUUGUUGUGGACUCCAGUGAUGUUCAAAGGAUCCAGGAGACCAGAGACACAAUGGCUGAGGUUCUCCGGCACCCUCGUAUUGCAGGCAAACCUGUAUUAGUACUGGCUAAUAAACAGGACCAAGAUGGGGCAUUGGCUGAAGCAGACAUCAUUGAGACCCUGUCAUUGGAGAAGCUUGUCAACGAGAAUAAAUGCCUCUGUCAGAUUGAACCCUGUUCUGCAGUGCUGGGUUAUGGUAAGAAGGUUGACAAAUCCAUCAAGAAUGGUCUUAACUGGCUGCUGAAUAACAUUGCCAAGGACUACGAGGCAAUUUCAGAGCGUGUGCAAAGAGAUACAGCUGAGCAGAAGGCUCAAGAAGAAAAAGACAAGAAGGAAAGGGCAGAGAGAGUCCAGCGGAUCAGAGAGGAGAGAGACAGACAGGAGCGAGAAGAAGCAGAGCGAGAAGGAAGGACAUUGAAAGAGGAAGAUCUAGAUGACGUCAACAUACCCAACCCUUUCCAGGCAAUAAACAAUGUUGUUAAUGAGAAUGAAGACAGACUAAACAAAGAGAAAGAGAUGCAAAGAAAAAGAGAAAAUGGCCAGCAGGGCAGUGUGCAAGAACAGACAGUCCUUCAAGAUGAGGAUGAAGAUGAAGAGGAGGAAGAUGAAGAGAGCAACAGACAGACCCCGGAGAGCACAGAAUCAGGAGCAGUGGACCAGAACAAAAAGAAAACUAGGAAAUUACGAUUAAAACGUAAGCACAGAGUCGACCCUCUCAGAGUGGAAGAAGCAGCACCCAAAAACCCAACCCCUCCUCCCUUACCAGUUGGAUGGGCUACUCCUAAAACUUCUAGGCUCCCCAAACUUGAGCCUCUUGGAGAUACAAGACAUUCUGCAAGCCUCAGCCACAUCCUUCCUGUACAAUCAUCUGUCAACAGAAAUACCACAACCAUCCACCUUAAUAUUGUGCCUAAUAAAUGCUACAAGCAUGAUCUCCUUAACGCCUCACUUACUGCGUUGUGACUAAUGUGUGUUAUUUGAUUCCUGAUGCUUACAGGAAACAUUUUGGACAUUCUGAAUGCUGCAUGUAAUGUUGUGUCCCCUCUUCUGAAUGUUAAACCAGGCAGUGUGUCAUUUUGAUCUAUGAAUUUAAUGAUGUAGUGUACUUUUGUAGUACUUAGUUAGCUGAUCCUUGAUUUAAAAAAAAAGAACAUUGCUGACCUAAAUCUUUUUUUUUCCCAUGACUCUCUUUCAU